Messenger RNA from Esox lucius (northern pike), 1635 nucleotides. RefSeq names its product ATP-dependent RNA helicase DDX39A. Gene Ontology annotation, molecular function: ATP binding; RNA helicase activity; RNA binding. Gene Ontology annotation, biological process: mRNA splicing, via spliceosome; mRNA export from nucleus. The transcript is spliced from 9 exons. Lineage: Eukaryota; Metazoa; Chordata; Actinopteri; Esociformes; Esocidae. The record is from RefSeq and is a predicted model, not a curated record. The coding region runs from base 86 to 1369 and encodes 427 amino acids.
GUCUUUCCGGAUGAUAGAACAUAAGGACUGCCCAUAUGAACUUAGCAGUGAUCCUCGAAGUCGACUUGAGUUAACACCGUAAAACAUGGCAGAAAAUGAUGUUGACAACGAGCUGUUGGACUACGAAGAGGAUGACGAGCCACAAGUGGUUUCAGAGAGUGCCACUCCGGCAGGCAAGAAGGAGGUGAAGGGGUCCUACGUGUCCAUUCACAGCUCCGGCUUCCGAGACUUCCUGCUCAAACCAGAGCUGCUCCGUGCCAUUGUCGACUGUGGCUUUGAACACCCCUCUGAAGUCCAACACGAGUGCAUCCCACAGGCUAUCCUGGGCAUGGAUAUCCUGUGCCAGGCCAAGUCCGGUAUGGGGAAGACUGCUGUGUUUGUGCUAGCCACUCUGCAGCAGAUUGAGCCUGUGGAUGGUCAGGUGUCAGUCCUGGUGAUGUGCCACACGCGUGAGUUGGCCUUCCAGAUCAGCAAGGAGUACGAGCGCUUCUCCAAGUACAUGCCCACUGUCAAGGCCGCCGUGUUCUUCGGGGGCCUGGCCAUCAAGAAGGACGAGGAGGUGCUGAAGAAGAACUGCCCUCACAUCGUGGUGGGGACGCCUGGGCGCACCCUGGCCCUCAUCCGCAACAAGUCCCUCAACCUGAAGAACGUCAAACACUUCGUCCUGGACGAGUGCGACAAGAUGCUCGAGCAGCUCGACAUGAGGCGUGACGUCCAGGACAUCUUCAGGCUGACGCCCCACGAGAAGCAGUGCAUGAUGUUCAGCGCCACACUAAGCAAGGAGAUCCGCCCCGUCUGCCGCAAGUUCAUGCAGGAUCCCAUGGAGGUGUUUGUGGAUGAUGAAACCAAGCUGACCCUGCACGGCCUGCAGCAGUACUACUGCAAGCUGAAGGACAGCGAGAAAAACCGCAAGCUUUUCGACCUGCUCGACGUGCUCGAGUUCAACCAGGUGGUGAUCUUUGUGAAGUCAGUGCAGCGCUGUGUGGCUCUCUCCCAGCUGCUGGUGGAGCAGAACUUCCCUGCCAUCGCCAUCCACAGGGGCAUGGCCCAGGAAGAACGGCUUUCACGAUACCAGCAGUUCAAGGAUUUCCAGAGGCGUAUCCUGGUGGCCACCAACCUGUUUGGCCGAGGGAUGGAUAUCGAGCGUGUCAACAUUGUCUUCAACUACGACAUGCCAGAGGACUCCGACACCUACCUUCACAGAGUGGCCCGCGCCGGCAGGUUCGGGACGAAAGGUCUGGCCGUGACCUUUGUGUCCGACGAGACUGACGCCAAGACCCUGAACGACGUGCAGGACCGCUUCGAAGUCAAUGUUGCCGAGCUCCCAGAGGAGAUAGACAUCUCCACCUAUAUUGAGCAGUCCAGAUGAAGACCGCCCCCUGACCAGUGGACAACGACUCUUGUGUGCCCUUCUGUCCUGGUGUCUGUUUCAGAGGGAGAAUUAAACACAUUCUGCCCGUUUAUUUUAAUUACCUUUCCCACAUCGUUACCAUCCUCUUAUUUUAUUGUAUCCUCCUACGGGCCGCAGUUUUAAUUUCUUGUCUUUGUUAUUGGUGGUUGUUUUUUAGUAUUUUUUUUUUUUGUUUGUUUUUUUGGAUUGAUGGAAUAAUUGAAAUUAAAACUUUUUUUAUACAA